Molecule: messenger RNA, 2032 nt
Organism: Hemicordylus capensis (graceful crag lizard)
Lineage: Eukaryota; Metazoa; Chordata; Lepidosauria; Squamata; Cordylidae
Gene: CALM3
Product: calmodulin 3
Exons: 6
Coding region: 144-593 (149 amino acids)
Molecular function (GO): calcium ion binding
Source: RefSeq, a predicted model, not a curated record
GAGGGAUCCCGCGCGCGCAGUGCGUGGUGGCGAGGCGGCUCGCGGGGUUCCGGCCAGUGCUGCUCUAGUCUUGCCUCCUUUACCGCGGCUGCUCCCCGAAGCUCCCGGACGCUUCCGCUCUUGCCGCCGACCCGGACCCAGCCAUGGCUGACCAGCUUACUGAAGAGCAGAUUGCAGAAUUCAAGGAGGCCUUCUCCCUCUUUGACAAGGACGGGGAUGGCACCAUCACCACUAAGGAGCUUGGCACUGUGAUGAGGUCGCUGGGGCAGAAUCCCACUGAGGCAGAAUUGCAAGACAUGAUCAAUGAGGUGGAUGCUGAUGGGAAUGGCACUAUUGAUUUCCCGGAGUUCUUGACCAUGAUGGCAAGGAAGAUGAAGGACACGGACAGCGAGGAGGAGAUCCGGGAGGCUUUCAGAGUGUUUGAUAAGGAUGGGAAUGGUUACAUUAGUGCAGCUGAGUUGCGCCACGUGAUGACAAACCUAGGAGAGAAGCUCACCGAUGAGGAAGUGGACGAGAUGAUCAGGGAGGCAGAUAUUGACGGGGACGGGCAGGUCAACUAUGAAGAAUUUGUGCAGAUGAUGACUGCAAAGUGAAGCCUGCAGAGUGGGCGGCUGGCAAUGCCCAUUCUCCUUCGAUACUUUUUCUCCAACACACUCUCUCUACUUAAGUAACCUGGUUCUAAGCAAACAAUCGACUGUGGAAUAAAUCUGACCAAGCAAUUCUUUUAAAAAACCAACCCUUCCCAAGCUGCAUGAUUGCACUCAUCUCUCUCUCCCUCCUCCUCUUCUUGCUUUUCCUCCCCCCCUUCCUUCCUCUCCCCCCCCCCCGCCCCAGUGCAGCCCCUAAAAUCCCCAAGAGCCCCCUAACCUUGUGGAUGUCUUUGUUUCCAUUGGGUCUUCUGUUCUGCAGUCGGAGCUGGUCUGUCUCCCAGGGCACCGAUUGCUUCUCUUUCUUUCCGGGAUCCACAUGAUAGGGGUGGAGAGAGCGCAGAACCCUCCUUAAUCGUGUUGCAUGCGUCUGGCCACGUGGUCGUGUGCGUUGACCUGGCAGUCGCCACAGAAGGUCUUGCCCCGAGGAACAUCAGGGGUAUGAGGAAGGAAUUGGGUGCUUUUUCUUAAGUUUUCUGGGGAGGGUGGGGAGGGGAAGCGAUCCCAACAUCUACAAGUGUGUGGCUGAAGGUAAGAUUCCAGAGAGCUCCAUUCAUCAUGAUCUGGGAAGGGGCGGGAGAGGGGGUCUGAUAGUGUCCAAUUGUCUCUUCUGAAAAAUGCAAAAACUCCAAAUCUAACCACCCACAAUUUCAAUCUCUGCUCUUAACCCUGUAUAAAUUGUAAAUGUCCUUACAGUUUCCUAAGCGUUGUGUCCAGACAUCGGAGCUGCUGUGUAAAUACCUGAUGCUCCCGGGCCAAGUGGGGUGUGCUGCCCCGUGUGUGGUGAUGGCAGAUGCUUUUUGAUUGGCAGCUUGGGGGGGGGGCGGGUGGGGGGGAGGCGUUGGAACGGAGCCGCAAUAAAACAGUGAAGCCGCUGCUGAGUGACUGCCAACUGCGCCAGAACGCCCUCUCUGCCCUGUCCCACCCCCCACCCCCGUGUCGCGCUUCUUUUCCUUUUUGGUCGUGGCUCUGGUUUGCUGCUUCCGUGUCUGUGCUCUUGGUGUUGCCACCUCCCUGCGCCUGCCCUCCCCUCCUCCUUGGCGGCAAAUGGCAUGAGCUGCCCACCCGCUUCUCUUACUUUUUUCACUUUCGUUUUUUUAAUCAAAAGAAGUUUUGGAGGGGAAACUGAACCAGGCAGCAGUGUCUCCCUGAAACCGGGUGAAUGAAGAGUGCUUUGCGCAGUCCCUGGCGGAUCUGGCCGGGGCCCCUUGCUUCCUGUGUCUCCUGCGCCCCUGCACGAGCGCAGGUGGAGGAGUCUCACCGGAGCGCUUGGGAAGGUUGGAGCGAGGUGGUCGUUGAAAGCAGGUGGUGUGGUGUGUUCAGUUCAAGCUGUGAAAAUACAACUCUAUCAAUGUUUUCCAAUAAAAUGCAGUGACUACCUGAAA